AUGCAAGACAGCAGUCGGCAUGACCCUUUUCGUGCAAAUAGAAGGUGGCGUUCCACGAUACGUGGUGGAGGAGAUAGAAACCCCCCGCCUAUCGGCGAGUGCCCUGGAAGUAGCGAAAUCUCAGUUAGUCAACCUGACCUCAUCAUGGGCCUUGAAGCCCUUGCUUUGCAGUUCUUCCUCACGGCAAUUGAGCCAACGGACGCGGACGAGAACGGGCCGGGUACACCAGCUCUCCGGUUCAUGGACUUGCGGCACACUGCCACGGCUCCAACAGGGGUAGCGGACAUUGAGGACAUCAUUGUGGUCCGCAAAAAGGACCGAACGGAGAGAUCGACUAUCGGUAUGUUCCAGGGCCGCUCAACAUCUUUGGUGACUACAUGUCGCGCUGCUGCGACCAUGGAACCAAUGACGGGCUGCAAAUUUGCAGCAAAGAAAGCGCUCCAUAUACUACAGCGCUCCCACCUGCCAGUGAUCAUGUAUACCGAUCGCAAGCCGCUGCUCGACAUCGUGCGAUUGGCCGGGAAGUAUACCGAAAACGACAAUAUGGAAAGUCGUCGAAUUCUCCUCUCCAUACAUAUUAUGCAUGAAGUGGAGAUCGACUAUCGCCGCUGCUCGACAUCGUGCGAUUGGCCGGGAAAUAUACCCAAAACGACAUUAUGGAAAGUCGCCGAAUUCUCCGCUCCAUACACGUUAUGCAUGAAGUGGAGAUCGACUAUCGGUAUGUUCCAGGGCCGCUCAACAUCUUUGGUGACUACAUGUCGCGUUGCUGCGACCAUGGAACCAAUGACGGGCUGCAAAUGUGCAGCAAAGAAAGCGCUCCAUAUACUACAGCGCUCCCACCUGCCAGUGAUCAUGUAUACCGAUCGCAAGCCGCUGCUCGACAUCGUGCUAUUGGACGGGAAAUAUACCGAAAACGACAUUAUGGAAAGUCGUCGAAUUCUCCGCUCCAUACACGUUAUGCAUGAAGUGGAGAUCGACUAUCGGUAUUUUCCAGGGCCGCUCAACAUCUUUGGUGACUACAUGUUGCGCUGCUGCGACCAUGGAACCCUUAAUGCUCCUGGCAGAGAAGCGGGUGGCAUGAACAUCGGUUCUGGAGCUCCCCGAGCCCCAGGUACUGGCAGCGAUCACUACCUGGGCUUUGGACCGCUCCAAUUGGCAGCUCAAUCGGCUCGGUGUUAUGUACGCUUCUGGGAUACCGCGCCGUGGCUACCCUCACUUUUCGGCACGUUGGCGAACCGCCCGAUCAUUAUCACCAACAAAGAGGACACCUUUCUCCUGAAGAGAAAGCGAGCGGUUGGUCUUCCUCCGUGGAAAUGCACUCUCCUGGUCCACGCAAAGAGUGCGGAGGCUUUGGCAGACAAUGAUAAUGUCUACACGAGUGUGCCCACCUUGACACACGACGAAGCCCCGCAUACUGAUGACGGGCGCCCCACAUCCUCCGACACGAUUGAGCCAACUACGACCCUCGCAGACGCCGAAGGUGACGUGCGCUUUUCACCCUCUGAGCCGACCACCAACACGGCCACGCUGGACCAGAAGUGUGCAUGGAACGUACCUGUGGCCCUUCUCCGCACGAUCCUCGAUACUUGUGGUGAAUGUAUUCGGACCGGCUUGCAGGGUGGCCGCAAGAAGGGUUUACUGCAACAACCGACCCGGCCGGCCACCAUCGGAGCUGAGGUAAACUUGGACUACCUCUCCGUUGGCCCAGAUGGAGAGGGUUACAACACAAUCUUGGCAGCACAGGAUGGGUUCUCGCAGCUGGCACUUGUAUGCGAGCUGAUCACGAUUUCGAACGAGGAUGCAGGCGACUCUGAUUUGGUUGCCUCGGUCCAAGCUCCACUUUUGGACCACUAUCUACAGGCCCUGGCCCAUUUUGAAAAAGCGAAACGAGCCCAGAAGAAGGCGGCCGACGUGGACAGAAUUGACUGUCCUAUGAUCGGGAUUGGCCGCCAGUUGCACAAGAGUUUGCUGCCAGAAAUUGGCCAGGUUGUCCCAGGUAUGAUACUCUCAACGAAGCUAAUAGAUCACUCCAUAGCAUUCACAACCUAUGCAGGAAUUCGGGUACAACCCUAUCGGAUACGGCGAAAUACAAAGAUGUCUAUAAUGGUGAAAAACUCAAAGGUUGGCAAAAUUUCGGCAACUGGAUCACUAGAUUGCGCAUGGAGUUGGCACACUUUGGUGUACUUCAACGCUGUCAUUCAAUGUGCAACGAACGCAGCGCCAGGGGAGGACCAGACCCAGCCGCAGACUGGAAAUUCACAGACGCUUCUGGGGCGCACUGCUGAUCUUAACAGCUUUACAUCGACGGGCUCACCUGAUACAACGCUACAAGCUUUGGAGGAGAUUCGCCAACACUUGGUCGACGUCGGUGAAAACAUCCCAGAGAAGUACCAGAUUUGUGCUCUACCCUAUAGCCUCGAUGACAACUAG
This is a messenger RNA of Sphaeroforma arctica JP610, 2430 nucleotides long. RefSeq lists its product as hypothetical. The record is from RefSeq and is a predicted model, not a curated record. The transcript is spliced from 10 exons. NCBI's taxonomy places the organism in Eukaryota, Ichthyosporea, Ichthyophonida. The coding region runs from base 1 to 2430 and encodes 809 amino acids.